Molecule: messenger RNA, 2750 nt
Organism: Cuscuta epithymum
Lineage: Eukaryota; Viridiplantae; Streptophyta; Magnoliopsida; Solanales; Convolvulaceae
Source: the annotation of a GenBank genome assembly
UCUGAAUGUCACUCCAGAAGUUCCUUCAAAACCUCAACACUGUCAAACGAUGUCACAAUAAUCUCCCAAAACCUCACCUUCAUCAGGCAGCCAAGAUCGGAGACGCCACCAUCAACGCAGUCCUUGCCGGCCACCGCUCCACCGCCAUCCUCCCCAAGCUAACCCCUACCCUCGUCCACCUUAUUACCUCUGACCCACAUCUCAAGACCCCGAAGUGCAUUGAGUUCUUGAGUUUCCUCCUAAAAAACCAAUCUUUAAUGUCUUUUGAGCUCAAUUUUGAUGCCCAUUUGACUCUUAUCUGCAGGCUGGCCAGGGCCAAAGAGUUUUCACUUGCUGAGGGCAUUCUGGGUUCUAUCUCAAAUCUUAAAAGCUUCAGGUAUACCAUUUUAGCUUCUUUCAUUGAGAACCACGCUGUUUCUUUGAGAAUAUCUUCGAAAGUGUUCAAUUGGUUGCUUAAAGCAUACUCCGAUAAUCAGGAAUUUGAAAAGGCCUCUGAGAUAUUUGAUCAUAUGGUCGUUAAUGGUAUAAAGAUCAAUGAGAGGACUUGUACUAUUCAUUUGAUUGAUCUUAUGAAAUAUGAUCAAUGCGGAUUAGGACUGAAAUUCUUUAAUCAGAUGGUCAAAUCAGGUAUUCAAAUUUCUGUGUUUUCUUUGACUGUGCUGGUGGAUGGGUUGUGUAAGUUUGGGGAAGUAAAAAGGGCUAGAGAGCUCGUGGAAGAGAUGGUUAGUAAUAAUAAAGGAAUAAAACCAAAUAUUAUAACCUUUAACACACUUAUUGAAGCCUGUACUAACAGAUGGAAUUUUGAAGAACUUAAUAAUGUGUUGGCAAUCAUGAAGCAAGAAGGUGUAGAUUUUACGGUUGACACUUUUAGAUUUUUGAUUUAUGGGUAUUCAAGCAAUGGGAGGAUGAGAGAAGCAGAGAGAAUAAUCAUGGAGAUGCAUGAAAAGGGUUAUAAGGUGGGCACCCAUUUCUAUAAUUUAAUCAUGAGUGGGCAUUGCAGAUCAGGUGAAUUAGAAAAAGCAUUUUCUUUAGUUUCUGAGAUGAAUGAAAGGCAUGUUUGGUUAGACAUGGAUACAUAUUGGAGUUUGUUUAGUGGACUUUGUAAGGUUGGCCAGUUUGAAGCGGCCAAUGAACUUGUCAAUCUGAUGCAGAGAAAAGGAUUUGAGUUGGACCAAGUUAUUUUUGAGACCUUAAUUGAAUGUUAUUUGGAUGAGGGGGUAAUGGAGGAAGCAGUUAGUAUCUUAAGUUUGAUGGAAGUGAAAGGAUUUUUCCCUGAUUUGGCCGUGUAUGAGAAGGUAAUUUGUGCAUUGUUCAAGCUGGGCCGAACUGAAGAGGCAAAGUCGAGACUAGCAGUUCUAAUCAAGAGGGGAUCUCCAAAGAGGAGUUGAGAAACUCUAUUCCAUUUUUUUACUUAGAAAGAAACUUAGUUCCACAAGAAUCUGUUUCCUUUAAUGAGAGAAAACAUCAGCUCUUGGAGUGAUAUAAAUGGUGAAAAUGUUUGCAUAAACAUUGUCAAUCAAGUUGCCUAGAAAGGUAAAAUAUUGGGAAAAGGUGCAAAUAAGCCCUCGAACUAACUGAAAAAGUGCAAAUAAGCCCUUUUAUAGGAAGCUCUGUCUGACCAUCGUCAUUUGGGGCGGUUCCAGGUGGAAUUUUUUUAUGAAUUUUUUUUAGGAUCUUCUUCACUAAGUCUAGUUUACCCAUACCAAAUUUUUGCUAAAAAUUUAAUCGGGAAGGAAGCCAAAUGAUUAUCUGAAUUAUACUGCGAUGUUUAACUGUUCAGUUAUCUUCAAAAUUUAUUUGACUGCCUUUCCAGUUGAACUUUUAGCUGAAAUUUGGUAUGGGUAAACUAAACUUAAUGAAAAAGAUGCUCAAAAAUUUUCAUCAAAAAAUUUCACUAGGAACCGCUUCAAAUGGCGACGACCGGACAAAGCUUCCUAUAAAAGGGCUUAUUUGCACUUUCUUUAUUAGUUCGAGGGCUUAUUUGCCCCUUUUCCCUAAAAUAUUUGCAGAAUGUUGCACUUGGUUUAUGAGUCAUGGAAUGAAGAGGUUAAAAGAAUCUGACCAGUUUCUGAAACAAAACAUCUGCCAUGGAUUUAGAUUUGGUAUCAGCUAGCUACAAAUUUUGGGAUUCACGGGAUGCCCUACGAUAUGUGAUUGCUGAAAUGAAAUUUGUCACUAACAGUUUCUGGUAUCAAAAGAGAUCUUUGCCAAUGGACACGAAAGAAAAUAUCAUGUUUUAGUUAAAAUCACUAGGAGACUAGUUGUGGGAGGAUGGGAUUAAGGCUAACUUCAUGAAACCACAUAGGAAGGAAUGACUUUGAUGGGGAUGAAGAACCGGUAGAAGGAUAUUAUAAAAGUGAUGAAAUAAUCCAAGAGACCAAGAGGCUGACAUCCCAAGUAGUUCAAGAAUGCUUUUAUAGCUUGCCUCAUCUGUGGGAUGAGCAAACAUUUUGAAUAUUUCUCACUAGGUUGUCGCAAUGGAUGUCAAAGAGCUGUGGGCCUAAGCGAUACUUGGGCAACAAGUAGUUUAGUAGUCAGUAUGCAAUGCUUGAAUGUGGUAUAAAAUAGUUCAAUAUCCAUUCUAAUGUACUACGUAUUAGUGUAUAAUGUUAAUACCCCUCCCAACCUAGAAAGACUCACCAUCGUUGGGUUUUUUUAUCAAUGAUGUUGAAAUUUGACCAACUAUACACUGUAUUUUUAUACAAGAUUAUUUAUAGUAUGAAUAUGAUGCACAAGUGUUCUUGGUUAAA